AUGCGGACUACCAGAGGACAGUCACCGAGUAUUGGACGUCGAAUUGCGAAUACUACGCACUUGUCUACGAAGCCGACAAAACCAGAUGUUCGCCAAGUGGAAGAAGUGCGAGACGAAGGAAAACUUUUGCGCUCAAUAUUUGGAGAACCGCCUCUGGAGGAGAAUAGUGGGCGGAGAAAAUUCGAAGACCUUUUCAGUAAAUCACAUAACACAGCUUCAAUACCGCACGAAAAUAUCGCUAAAGAACAUCAAACAGAUCACGUUAGGAUAGAACAUGAGUUCUGUGUGCAGGUGUUUGGGUGUCAGCCAUUCACUCAUGUCUACGUGAAUCGAACAUUUGCCACUAUGGCGAAGUUCAAGUGUAACCAGGAGGUUAUUAUGGAUCUAGUAAAUUCAACAGUUUGCUCGUCUAUUGAAAUAGUUCCAUUAUCUCGAGAUGAUUACGAAAUCCUUGAAAGAUCUGGUAGUAGUGUCGAAGAGGUAUUCCUUCAACAGAUUCGUAUUGUUCGGCCAGGAAUGCGUUUUCCUCUAUGGAUUACGCCGAGUGUUUGCGCUACUUUUCGCGUAGAACAUAUCACACCAUCGUCGAAUCAGGCUACUCUUGUGUUUCCAUCAACAGUUUUGAACAUUCUAACUCCAACUGAAGGUAGAUAUUCUCCGACAAGCAGUGAGCACUCCACUGCCAAGAAGAUUAAGAUAAGUGAUCUAUUUCCUAGAAUUGGUGCAACUGUCAAUGAUUUUCCCACACCUUUGCCUUUUCGUGCGGAAGCAUUUCGGGUUGUACCGAAUUCGCUAGUCAAGGAAAGCAUAUUUUCAACGAAUCCGUGUCAUCCUUGUGUUAUCUACAUUCUUGGAGAUGAGUCUCUUCAUUACUCCUUGUACAGUGUAACGCUAGUAGAAAGUGCUUUGAAUCUGCCAAUUAUGCAGUUCGCUCUUAGCAUUUCUGUACCUCCUAGAAGCGUUUCGGAUGACGUAUUCUCUGAGUCGAUUGUCAGUGUUCUUAAGAUGAAACCAAACCUUUGCGUUGUCCCUAAUAAUGACUAUUUGGCGUACUCUACGAUAUUGUUGACAACAGUGAGGGAACGACAGAUUGUAUUUGUCAAAAAUGUCGAUGUUUUUCCUUCAGCUGAGGAUUUGGAAUGUUUUCUCAGCAGUGAAAGACGUCGCGAUAUAGUGAAAUCACUGAAAGAUAUGGUGGUUGUUCAUCCUCUCCUGCUUUCUGCUGAAGGUCUUUCACUUUCUGUUAACUUGGGAACUCGGAGUGUGAUGGUUCAUCUGGUUCCCGUUGAUGAUAUGACCCCGAAGGAACGUCAUCACCAGGAACUGUGUUGUUUUACUGCGGAAGCUGGUUGCACAUUCACUCUGAAGUUCGAACCGUUGGCUAAAAAAUCGACUAUUUCAUUAUCAGAACCGGAUAACUAUGGAUUUUUGUCGCACAAUUACUUUCUCAAUUUGGGUUCUCAUUCCACUUUGAUAAAUGAACUGAGUGAAUGGGCUGAAUACUGUUGGUCUCACACUGGGUUCGGCCACGCGCUUUUACUUGGAUCUGAAGGGAGUGGGAAGACUGCAAUUGCAGCGUGUGUUGCUCGAAAGCUCGCAUUUGAUCAUUGUGCACUUUCUGUACGAGUUAACUGUAGUCUUUGGAAAGGGACGCAUUCAGAGACCGUCGAAAAAAAAAUUUCAACAGAAAUAAAGAAGCUUUCUGCUAGGAAGCCGAGUUUGUUAAUUCUUGACAACUUCGACUUAAUGAAUGUGGCCAAUGAGGAAGAGCAGCGAAAUCUAGGGGUCGAAAAAGUUUUUCAAAUGCUUUGGCGCUUAUUAUCCGCGAGUGUCGUACCUGUUCUAAUAGUUGCAAAACAAACGAACUCUCUUUUCAAGUCUAUUAUUACACCAGUCGGUAAACGUCUAUUUGCUGUGAGGAAGACGAUUCCGUCUCUCAACCAGGUACGUGAUUAGUUCUAUUCUAAGCGAUCCCAUCUCGGUGAGAACUAUGGACCACUUCAAGACCUUGCUACCAUCAUUGCAAAAUUUAGACGAAUUUAA
Messenger RNA from Angiostrongylus costaricensis, 2043 nucleotides. NCBI's taxonomy places the organism in Eukaryota, Metazoa, Nematoda, Chromadorea, Rhabditida, Metastrongylidae. The record is from the annotation of a GenBank genome assembly.